AGGGAUCUGUUUACAAACUGAAGGCUGAGGACGAAAAGUGGAGAAGGGACUGAGAGACGAGGAGGAAGGACAAGGAGAGGGGAGUGAAUGUGAGAGAAAGAAAACACAAGAUUAGGAGGAACGUGUCAGAGUGGAUCUGUGUUCACAUUGUUAUCCCUUUUAUCUCCCUGUGUUAUAUUUAUCCCCCCCACUCUUGUGUUGUGUGAGCAGGAGGACAGGGGAGGAGAUGAGGAGCUGCUUUCCAGAGCAGCGCUGAAGGCUGACUCCCUGGCCGAAGCUGCCGGGGGGGAACCCAUCCAUGUCCUUCCCCUUUGUCUCUCCAUAAUUGGCAGGUUUUCCCAGCCAGAGAGGAGGGAAUUCAACGUGGAGGUCUGGACAGGAGAAGAAAGCAAGGACAGCCCUGUGACAAUGAUUUGAAGUGGAGACAAAGCACUUGGCCAGAGGUUUACAAACCUCAGCACUGGAUCAGAUUUGGAGUUUAUUUCCCAGUGACAUUUACGCCCUCUCAUCAGUUUUGUCUGUGUCAUGCAGAGGGAACACAGAGAUCUUCCUAAAUCUCUUUUCUCUGAUUGUUUUGGAGGAUAAAUCUGGAUUGAAUCAGUAGUUUUGUCUCAUGUUAUUGGCUGUAAAUCACACUUCUCAGAUGAGCAGGGCUGUCUGAUGUCUUCUCGGGGUAACUCGGAGUCUUUAAUCAGGUCUGCUUUUCUCCACCACAACAAGGACUUAAACCACUGUAUCUGUUCUCAGCGCUAUAAAGGAUACACCAGGCUACAGCACAUCCGUUUUAGCCCCAGACAAACAAGUGGACAUGAGAUCAUGACACUGGAGAGGCUGUGAUCCCCAUGUCUCCCUUGAGUUUUCCAUCUAAACAACCACACAUUUGAAGCAACCUCUUCAAUGGUAUAAAGGUUUCUAUGUGCCGUUGGAUUCCAUAACUACGACUCCAACAUGGUGUCCGAAGAGAUCUUCCAGCUGCCGCUCAAUGUCUACAUCAUCGUCGUCGGCAUCAGCCUCUUCCUCGUCAUGCCCUGUCUCAUCUUCUGCUGCUGUUUCAUCAGAGUAAGAAGAAAAGCUGCGAGAGGACAGUACGUCUACAAUGAGGUUGUUUUGAAAGGAGCGGGGAAAAAAAUGAGCCUUCUUGGACAAACAUGUGCAGUGUGUUUAGAAGAGUUUCGCAGCAGGGAUGAGCUCGGAGUGUGUCCAUGUUCCCACGCUUUUCACAAGAAGUGUCUGCUAAAAUGGUUAGAAAUUAGGAGCGUGUGUCCCAUGUGCAACAAGCCCAUUUGUCGUCUCCAGCCCGACCCCCCACCAGACCCUGAGCAGCCGUAGAGUCUCCUGGAGGUCUGAGGGGGGAAUGUACUAACUGCUCUGCCUCUUAGAAGUGUUUGUAGGACAACACAACAAUCUGCUUGUUUGCACUUUGCCCAAAAGUGACAAACGGCUCCAUGUGAAUAUGAUAUGAUACGAUCAUGAUAAGAGCCCAGAGCUUGGAAACAAGACUCCACCAGAACGUCGGCUAUGAAGAGAUGAGAACCUCCUUCAGCUCUGCACCACCACCCCUGACACGGGGGCAAAAGUAGACUUCAAAUAAAGCUGUGCAAUGGGGACGAGAACACAUCCAAAUAAAAGGAGCAAUUUAGAAGUAAGCAGGAACAGAGAUGGUGUGUGUUUUGGCUGUAAUCUUCCUUCACAGCAGUCACCCAACUCCAUGUGAACAUGUUGCCAAGCUGGGAGUCUGUGAGAGGACCGAACCAUGUGGACACCAGAUAGAAAAAAACACAUGUUGUCACAUACCUGCUAAAGUGACUCAGUUACUAAAAUCAAAAAUGUUUAUACAUGGUUUUAAGUUAUUUCUAAGGAAUUGUUUUGUAUCUUAACUGGCUUUCAAUAAAAGGUUUAGUGUGUUA
Molecule: messenger RNA, 1907 nt
Organism: Sphaeramia orbicularis (orbiculate cardinalfish)
Lineage: Eukaryota; Metazoa; Chordata; Actinopteri; Kurtiformes; Apogonidae
Product: RING finger protein 122-like
Exons: 7
Coding region: 949-1329 (126 amino acids)
Biological process (GO): ubiquitin-dependent protein catabolic process
Cellular component (GO): nucleus
Molecular function (GO): zinc ion binding; ubiquitin protein ligase activity
Source: RefSeq, a predicted model, not a curated record